This is a messenger RNA of Lethenteron reissneri (Far Eastern brook lamprey), 3287 nucleotides long. It is a transcript of the gene LIN52, whose product is annotated as lin-52 DREAM MuvB core complex component. Lineage: Eukaryota; Metazoa; Chordata; Hyperoartia; Petromyzontiformes; Petromyzontidae. The record is from RefSeq and is a predicted model, not a curated record. Gene Ontology annotation, biological process: regulation of DNA-templated transcription. Gene Ontology annotation, cellular component: DRM complex.
UAUGGAGUGGGCGUGUCUUCGCCGUCGCGUCACGUGGCUCCGCUGUUCAAGAUGGCGGCCUCGAGUGCGGACAUGGAACAAUCGCUGUUGAGUUUCGAGAAGCUGGACAGGUCAUCUCCAGAGCUGUGGCCAGAGCAGAUUCCUGGUGUGGCGGAGUUUGCGGCUUCGUUUAAAAGCCCCAUCGCAAGUUCCCCUCCGAAAUGGAUGGCUGACCUCGAGAAGGACGACCUGGACAUGCUGCAAGAGUUUGGGAGUCUCACCAUGGCCAACCUCAUGGAGAAGGUGCGAGGGCUGCAGAACCUGGCCUACCAGCUGGGCCUCGACGAGUCGCGAGAGAUGACACGGGGGAAGUUUCUCAAUAUCCUGGAACGGCCCAAGAAGUGACUUCAUCAUUCUGUCAACAGGUGGCAAUGAAGGCCAUUAGAAAUCCAUGCGACUCUUUUUUUAAUACAACAUACCAUCACGAUAACAAAAGCAUGCUUGGAAAGUUAGGAAAAGCUAUGGCGUGCCUGGCUACUCAGUGCCACGUCUGUGCUCCACAAUAAAAGUAGAUUUUGUUUUAAAAACGUAGCCACCUCUGAGGAUGUCUAAUGAUCCUGGAAACUCAUCAAAACAAUCCAUGCAAGCCGAUUGGUCUAUAGAGCCUUUAACACCUGCAUUUACCAUGGUCCCAGAUUCAACACAGCAAGCUGGCCAAGCCAUUACAUUCAAUGAGUUUCAGUCAUCAUGCAUGCUACACGUUCACCUAUUCCACGGGCAUUAACAAGCUGGGGGAAAAAAACCCUUAUCGAGCCUCGUAUGCGUAAUGCUUAUAUCGAUCUAUCGGCAUUUCCAAGCUGGGAGUGCUGGUCGCAUUGUGAGUGUCAUACACUUGUGAUUACACCACCCGACACUGACGUUACAAGUUGGGAAAGCCGGUCUGCUUAUUGAGUGUCAUACACUCGCAUGAAAACAGAUUAUGUAAAAACAGUCUUUAUGAAAAUGACUGGUGCCACACGUCAAUUUCAUUUCCGGCUCGUUGCCCUUGGGUGAACACGCGUUACACCGUCGUCAUUAAAGUAGCAAGUGCCCUCCAUUUGUUGACCACGUGAAUGGUUCAACCCAAACAUCUUUCUGUGGAGGUUGCGAUUAAGUUGCAGUUUUCAGGUAAAGAUAUUUUUGGCUUCAGUUAAACCUAACGAUCAAUGUGCUGGCCACUGAGCUAGUUGGCACAGAACUUAUUAUGAAAUUGAGGUUUAAGUUUCGGUCAAGUGUGUGAUGGCCCAACUCUGGGACUGGCUUAUUGGGAAAUGCCCGGUUGGCCAGGUACCGUUGUCUGAACCUGGGCCUGCAUGUGUGUUUGUCAGUUGAUAAGAAGGAUUAUCAUUGGCAGGAGAAGACAUUGGGUUCAUUAUACAAGCAUUCAGGCUGGGCUCAUUCCUCUUGACUGCUCUCCAACUAAGAUUGAAAGAGUUUAUGCAUUAUCUGUCCACUGUCCAGCCAUCCAUAACAGAGGGUCACUAUGACUCUAGUAAAGAUCCAAUUUGAACACGUACAUUUUAAACGUGUGUUGUUCUUAGAGACUUAUUAAAGACUGGACUUACCGUAUUGGUCAAAAUUUGUUGCUUAAAACUUGGAGACACAAACUUAUUCAGAUGCAAAUGUAUUUUAAUCUGACUUGUUGGAACUAUGUCAACAUAUUUUACCCUGACAGCUAACCAUUGGCUUUCGUACUGUUAAUUAAAUAUUUCUGAGAUGAAACGCAUGUUAGAAAGUGUAGUACAGAAUCCAUGCGUAUGCAUGAUUUUUUUUCCUAACUUGUUAUACGAUGGGCUCUAGUUUGUGAGGAGUGUUGUUCCCAAUGCAGCAGACCAAGCACAAUUUGUGCGGGCAGUAAUAUAUUACGGUUGAACUGUCCCGAUUGCCCCUAAUAAUGGAAAUUCAUUAGAUCUCAUAGUAAUCUACACCCACACCACCUGCCGUGCGUGGCAUUCUACAGUGUGGAACGUUUGUUACGAAAUAUUUUUUCUUAAAAACGAUGAGGUGGUCAGAUAGUUCAGUGGGCUAAUGCGAUUUUGAGAGCACUUAACCAGCACUGCCUCGAUCGUUGAUUCAAAUCCAGGCAGUCACUUGUGUGAUGAUAACCGUGUUCUCAAGUGUAUCUAGUGUAUGGGCAUGGUGCUAGUCGCCAUUGAAUGCACAAAAUAACCUAAUGAUUAGUUUUUUUCUUCGGAUUACAGCAGCUUCGAGAGUUAAAUAACAUCAAAUGCCAUUGCCUUGAUACGAGCGCUCUUUUUAGGGACGUAUAGCAUUUGCAUAGAAGUCGACCGAAGGGUUUUCAGAAGUAGUUCAGCGACACACAAGGCGUUCUCCGACGUGACUCGCUGUAAGAGUUCCAAGUGGACAGCUCUCGGCGUGCAGCACAAUUGAAAUGCAAUUGGGGGAAAGAGGCGCGGUGGGGUAGCAUAGUGUCGGAAUAAUAAAGUUGUAUAAAUGGGUAUGCCAACAGCUCAACGGCAGUCAACAACCUGCCGACCCUUCAGAAACAAAAGUCCGGCUUCUCGUGUGGCAAUCGUCCUUUCGUGCACGGCUCCACUGCCUCUGAGCCUCAGCAACACAAUAUCGAUGAGGCGUGAGUGGCACUCGCUCGAGUGUGACCGAGUGCCCGCUUUCUUGGGCCCAGAAGCUGUUCUUUAGAAUCCAGGUUGCGUGUUCAUACACCCAGCAAUGCGCAGUCAGGCAAACAGCAUGGUCAUUGUGCGUGUGUCUUCAGAAGCUGACAGGUCAACAAGCCUCACCUCUGGGGUAUAUGUUGUACGCGUUCUACUGUACAAUGAGAGAAGCAGGUUUGUGUGAAAUUGCUGAAGGGGCAUUGAAAACCUUGGCCCUGUGGGCUUGAACAUUCAUGUUUUCCAGGAGCAACUUUAUCAACAAAGCUACCUGGGAUUGGUUUUGACUUCAGUUAGUCUUAUCGGCCACGCACGGCUUCAUCGACCAAUGCUCCCCGCGUUCCCGUGUUACAAAGCAACAAGGUGUUUUAUAGGUUAGAUGGCAAUCCAACCGAUAAACAAGCCAGUGUAAAAAUAAUUGCAGCUGGUCAGGAGCAGCGUGUCCUUGGCAAAUAAAGAGAAAAACCUGAUUGGGAUUCGGUAUGGUUAAGUGGUGACACCGCUGUGCUCGCGUGGAUGAACGAUUUGAGGAUGUGGUUAAGCAGUUUGUCCGUGAGAGCCGUUUUAUCAAUUGAAGCUGUAAAUAUUCAUACCCGUCUGCUUGUUUGAAAAUUAAAUAAAAAUGCAUUUGAACCAACA